AACCAGCGUACACUUUCAGUUUCAUUUAGUCAAUAACGCCGCGCCUCCGAUAGCACAGCAAAAUGUUUAGCAGCAUUCGUUCAUUCGUUCAAGACAGCGCAAAUUCACUGUUCACACAUCCAAUGUCUAGAAAGGGAGCAUGUACUCUGCGGGAACAAAUAAAACAACUCUCAGGUGACGCAGCUCGUGUAUUUGAUGCUGCAGGACUUGAUGAAUCAGGCAUACUCACUUUGACAAGGCAAGACUUAAACGAACUACUCCCUGGGCCUCAGAACUUCCAGAUUCGGCGAAAUAUUGCGGAGUUGAUCAACUCAGCUACACAAGAGUCACCUGUUUCUUCGAGCUCCUUAAUUGAAAGACUGAAGGAUGUGAUUUCGAGAGAGGAUGUUAAGCAUUUGCUCGUCUCUGGCGGACUCUUGGAGGACUACCUUCACGUUCUGCACGAUGCUGAGACGCGGUUGGCGUGCUCCCUGGACUGUCUGCGGCAGCAUGUGAAACUGCUAGAAAGCCUGCGAACUCUACCGCUGGAGGAGCCUAGCAGCGAUGUGUUAGCUGCAAAAUGCCCACCACAAUCUCACAGUAAAGAUCAAGCGCAGCCUCGUCUGAACAACUCAACCACUCCAGUGAAAAUCCACUCACUGAUGUGUGGAAAGACCCUGGGUUUCCACAAGGACAUGCUCCAGCGUCUAGGUGUGCCCACACUGGAGGUCAGCUUAGAGGAGUGCCAAGUGGUCCUUGUGUUUUGCCCGGUGUCAUCACGAGCUGGGACAAACAUUGCUGCAGCAAUGAAAGCUGUUCCUGGAAACAAAGACGCCGUCCUGUUGGUGAUGCACUAUACUAGUAGCCCCAAGCAAAGUGUGACGGGAAUAAGACCAAGUCUCCCAGAGAACGUCAGAGAGGUUGUAGACAUAUUUUUCCAUGAUUCAAUGGGAGGGAUUCUGAACUGUGAACCUAAUAAGCACGCAGUUGCAGUCAUUGAGUCUGCUUUGAAACAUUACACAAAUACAAAUUGAAAACAUGCAUAUCAUUGAAUAACAAAUCUUACUCAGUUUCUUCUGAGUUUCUCCGAUGUACAAACAUUCUAGAACUACCUAAUACUGAUUAAACUGGCUAAACCAGUUAUAACAGACUGGUAUGACUUUUUGCACUCUUCCCCUAAAUUGUUUGUUAGUAUUAUCCAAAUAAUGAACACAAUAAAAAUAAAACAGUCUUUCAAUGCAAAGGUUUAAUAUCAUUCCUCUCAAUGCUUUGUAAGAAUGACAUUGACGCUGUAUGAAAAUUAAAAACCAUUCUUGCCCACAA
Alosa sapidissima (American shad) is the source of this 1302-nucleotide messenger RNA. RefSeq lists its product as uncharacterized. Lineage: Eukaryota; Metazoa; Chordata; Actinopteri; Clupeiformes; Clupeidae. The transcript has 7 exons. The record is from RefSeq and is a predicted model, not a curated record. The coding region runs from base 63 to 1013 and encodes 316 amino acids.